CAUCCACAUAAAAUGGUCACAUGACUUUUAUUUUCAUAAAAAUAAAAAAAGUAAAAACUUUAUCAGUUUUUGAUGACUGCAGAUAAAAUCACGACCAUCUGACAGAGGGGAGCAUACCAAAAAUAACCAAAGUAGACUAAGGAAGUAAUAUGGCUGGCAUGGGUAGGCUUGAUGCUGUCAUAUCCAGCAUAGAUGACAUUGAAAAAGGUGUAAUGGUGGCCACAAGUUUGUUGCAGCAACGAGCCAUUGAGGUCCGAGCAAAUAGAGUAAACUGGCAAUCAUAUUUGCAGGGCCAGAUGAUAUCCCAGGAGGAUUACAACUUCAUCACACAAUUUGACAACUCUACACCUGAGAGUCGCAAGAAACUUUGCGCUGAACAUGGUCCACAGUGUGUUAAAACAUUCCUCAAUCUAAUCUAUCACAUUUCCAAAGAUCAGACUGUACAGUAUAUCUUAACCAUGAUAGAUGAUAUGCUACAGGAGGACAAGUCCAGAGUGGAGCUGUUCAAAGAGUAUGCCAAGAAGAAGAAAGAGUCCUGCUGGACACCAUUCCUUAACAUGUUGAACAGGUCCGAUGGUUUCAUUGUGAAUCAGACUAGCCGCAUAAUUGCCAAAAUAGCUUGCUGGGGGAGAGAACCCAUGGAUGGCUCAGACUUGCAUUACUAUCUAACCUGGCUGAAAGACCAGAUGAAACUACCUAACAACGAAUAUCUGCAAACAAUAGCUCGUUGUCUACAGAUGAUGUUGAGGAUAGAUGAGUACAGAUUUGCCUUUGUGGAGGUAGAUGGCAUUAGCACUUUGAUAUCAGUGCUGGCAGGAAAAGUUGGCUUCCAGAUCCAGUACCAGUUGACAUUCUGUCUGUGGUGUAUGACUUUCAACACAACACUUGCUGAGAGAAUGAACAAGUCAGUCGAUUCUGAGUACAAUGUUAUUCCAAUCUUAUCAGAUAUACUCAGUGAGUCAGUAAAGGAGAAAGUGACACGUAUCAUCCUAGCUACAUUCAGGAAUAUGUUAGAGAAACCAUCAGAGCGUGAAAUCAGGCAGGACCAUGCUCUAUCUAUGGUACAGUGUAAGGUAUUGAAGCAACUGCAGCUGCUAGAUGGACGUAGGUUUGAUGAUGAUGAUAUCACAGAUGAUAUAGAGUUCCUCACUGAACAACUACAGGCCAGUGUGCAAGAUUUAAGUUCCUUUGAUGAGUAUUCCACUGAAGUGAAGUCGGGACGUCUUGAGUGGAGUCCAGUGCACAAAUCAGAAAAAUUCUGGCGAGAAAAUUGUGGCCGUCUAAAUGAGAAAAACUAUGAACUGCUAAAGAUCCUUGUGAAGCUAUUGGAGACCAGCAAGGACCCUUUAAUACUCUCUGUUGCUGCACAUGAUGUUGGCGAAUAUGUCAGACACUACCCAAGGGGCAAAAAUGUGAUAGAACAGCUUGGUGGUAAACAGCUUGUGAUGACACAUCUCUCCCAUGAAGACCCCAAUGUAAGAUAUGAGGCCCUACUAGCUGUACAGAAACUUAUGGUGCAUAACUGGGAAUACCUUGGAAAACAGCUUGAGACCAAGAAAGAGAACAAUGGGGGAAAUGUAGCAGCUACAAAGGCUUAACAUUCCAGAUACUACUAGACACUAGGAAAUUCACUUUAGAUAAUAUAGAAUAAAAAUGAACUUUGUCAAUCAGAAUAUUUGUAGAAAUGUAGGAUUGUAUUGAUGUUAAGUCCUACUUGUCACUUCAAAUUUCCUAAUUCUGUGGUCGGCCUAGUUUAUAUGGCACAAUCAGAUAGCAAAAUAUAUGUAUUUAUUAGUGGAACUCUGAAGGUAUCAGUAUGUCACGUUAACUAUAGUACAGUAAAACUGUCUGUUCAAAGUUAGUAAUAGUAUAACAUUUCUAAAUUCUGUAUGUCAGAAACAAAUGUUCCAGAAAUAUUUCAGCGAGACAGUUUUACUGUAUGUGUUACUUAACUUCACACAUCGCUGAAUUAAAAAUUCAAUAUAACUUAACUCAUCUAUGCAUGUACAUCAAUUGCAAAUAGAAUCAUACCCAUUGGUCCUCUUGAAUACAAUAAUUGUCCUUUGUACAUUGUUAUGAUAAGUUAGAAGUACUGUAUGAAGUUGUAUACCACAUCAAUCAUUUGAAUCAAUCAAGAUACAUGUAUAUGAUAUAAGCCUCUGGUUUAAAGUAAGACUGGCUUAUUUAACUCAUACUAUGAAACAUGAAAGCAUUAUGGAUGCAAUGUUAUGAGAAAUGUGCAAUAUUAUUGUCUCAAGACAAACUGUGUAUUUUGUUGAAGUAUUACUAGAUAUUUGUUAUAUACUAUUUCUAGUAGCAAGAUAUGAUGGUGAAAGAUUGUCUAAAUUUUGAUAAAACCAAAGUAGCUGGGUUUUAGCUCAAGAUUCUAUGGAACCAUGCAAGAAUUGAAUAAACCCCAUCUUUGUUCCAAAACCUGCCUUGGAACAAAGAUACCCCCAUAUGAACAAUUCAUUUGGAAGUAAAAGCUUACAUUGAUUCACAACUCAUGCUGAAUAUAGAAAUAAUUUUAUUUAAAUAUAAUGGUAUAAAGCACGAACUAUUCCCAGAAUCACAAAUGAUUAUUGUAAUAAUGAUGUAAAUAUUGAAAUAUGAAAUAAAUGUUACUAAAAGAUGAAA
This is a messenger RNA of Owenia fusiformis, 2637 nucleotides long. The record is from the annotation of a GenBank genome assembly. Lineage: Eukaryota; Metazoa; Annelida; Polychaeta; Sabellida; Oweniidae.